Fragaria vesca subsp. vesca is the source of this 2217-nucleotide messenger RNA. Its product is annotated as long chain acyl-CoA synthetase 1-like. Gene Ontology annotation, molecular function: long-chain fatty acid-CoA ligase activity. The transcript is spliced from 18 exons. The coding region runs from base 23 to 2008 and encodes 661 amino acids. Gene Ontology annotation, biological process: fatty acid metabolic process; cutin biosynthetic process; wax biosynthetic process. NCBI's taxonomy places the organism in Eukaryota, Viridiplantae, Streptophyta, Magnoliopsida, Rosales, Rosaceae. Gene Ontology annotation, cellular component: endoplasmic reticulum; membrane. The record is from RefSeq and is a predicted model, not a curated record.
AAAAAAAAAAUAUUAAACGAGAAUGAAGAUGUUCUCAGCUAAAGUUGAGGAAGGAAGGAAAGGACAGAAUGGGAAGCCUUCAGUUGGUCCAGUGUAUCGGAAUUUACUUUCCAAAAAUGAUUUUCCUCCCCCUCAUCCUGAAAUAAAUACAGCUUGGGAUGUUUUUAGUCAAUCUGCGCAGAAGUUUCCUGGAAAUCGAAUGCUUGGAUGGCGUAAAAUUGUGGAUGGAAAGAUAGGACCUUAUGUUUGGAAGACCUACAAGGAGGUUUAUGAAGAAGUUCUGCUUGUUGGCUCUGCGCUACGAGCUUCUGGUGUGGAACUAGGUUCUCGGAUUGGAAUUUAUGGUUCAAACUGCCCUCAAUGGAUUAUGGCAAUGGAGGCUUGCAAUGCCCAUAGUCUGAUAUGUGUACCUCUCUACGAUACCCUAGGGCCAGGGGCUGUAAACUUUAUCAUAGAUCAUGCAGAGGUUGAUGUUGUUUUCAUCCAAGAUAAGAAAGUGAAACAACUAUUGAGUCCUGAUUGUACAUCUAGCCAGCGACUAAAAGUUAUGGUUUGCUUCACUUCAUUGACAGACGAAGAGAAGGAUAAAGCAGUCCAGAUUGGGAUGAAACCGUACUCAUGGAGUGAAUUCACCGAGAUGGGAAAACAAAAUCCGUCAGAUAUUUUCCCACCUCAGCCUGAAACUAUAGGCUCAAUUAUGUACACAAGUGGUACUACUGGAGAUCCUAAAGGUGUUGUGCUAACGCAUGAAAACGCUGCAUAUGGUGUGAGAGGGGUUGACCUCUUUAUGGAACAAUUUGAAGAUAAGAUGACAGUGGAUGAUGUGUAUCUAUCUUUCCUUCCUCUGGCUCAUAUUCUUGACCGAAUAAUUGAGGAGUACUUUUUCCGCACUGGUGCUUCUGUUGGCUACUAUCAUGGGGACCUUAAUGCACUGGGUGAUGAUAUGAUGGAGUUGAAGCCAACACUGCUUGCUGGAGUACCUCGAGUUUUUGAAAGAAUACAUGAAGGUAUAAAGCAAGGAGUGCAACAGCUCAAUCCCAGGAGGCAGAAGAUUUUUGACAUUCUGUACAAAUACAAACGUGCUUGGAUGAAUAUGGGGUUUAAAAAUAGAAACGCCUCACCAAUAGCUGAUCUGUUAGCGUUCAGAAAGAUAAAGAAUAGGCUUGGGGGUAGAAUUCGACUUAUAAUAUCUGGAGGUGCACCCUUAAGUGCUGAGAUUGAAGAAUUCUUGCGAGUUACUUGCUGUUGUUUCGUAGUCCAAGGCUAUGGGUUGACAGAAACUGUUGGGCCAACUACUCUUGGGUAUCCUGAUGAAAUGUGCAUGAUUGGCGUUGUUGGUACUGUAUCUGUUUUCAAUGAGCUGCGCCUCGAAGAGGUUCCAGAUAUGGGCUACGAUCCACUUGGAGAUCCUUCCUGUGGGGAAAUAUGUGUGAGAGGCAAGACUGUUUUUGCUGGUUACCACAAAAGUCCUGAAUUGACAAGAGAAGCCAUCAAAGAUGGCUGGUUCCACACAGGGGACAUAGGACAAAUACUUUCAAACGGAAGCAUCAAGAUCAUUGAUAGGAAAAAGAACCUGAUUAAACUCUCACAAGGGGAGUAUGUUGCACUUGAGUACUUAGAAAAUGUUUACGGCAUUUCAUCUGUUAUUGAUGAUAUCUGGGUCUAUGGAAACAGCUUCAAGUCAAAGAUUGUUGCAGUGGUGGUACCAGAAGAAAAUAGCACAAAGAAGUGGGCUGAUUUAAAUGGUCACACGGGUUCGUUUUCUGACCUUUGUUCUCUUGAUCAGCUCAAGAACUAUAUCCUGGAAGAGCUCAAGCUAAUAGCAGAGAGAAACAAGCUGAGAGGUUUUGAAUAUAUCAAAGGAAUCAUUAUAGAACCUCGCCCCUUUGACAUGGAAAGGGACUUGGUGACUGCCACUUUGAAGAAGAAAAGAAAUCAGUUGCUCAAGUACUACCAGGUUGGACUUGAUGAACUCUACCAAAAUCUGGAUGCCGGACGAAAAUACUAGUUAUUAAGGUCAUAGCUAAAUAACUGGUGGCCGGGUAGGAAUGUAUUGUAAUGGAGAUUAAGCUACUGCAUUUUAUGUGUAAGAAACUGGCCGGUUAGAAUGUUGCAGCCAUAACCAAGUUGAACAUAUGCUGCUACUUAUUUGUGAUGAUGAGGCUUCGCCUUUGGCUUGAACUUGCCUCUCAUAUCAAUGAACAAAACACUUUCAAU